CGCCUAGCACAAUCUCAUCAUGCCGCAAUACGUGGAGAUCAGCCCGACGAUGGUGCCCGGCCAGGCCGAAGAGGAUUGUUUGUAUCCGAUUAGUCCGCAAUUGUUGCCCUCGACGAGUCCCUACGUGCAACCCCAUCCACUCACGUCCGCGCAAUUUCACAGCAUCCUGAAACCACCCUCCGGGCUGAGCUUGUCCCUGCUUCCCUUCAAUUACAGUCCAGGGCUGUCCGGUAUCGGGCUGUCCCGGAAUUCCGGCUCCUUCGUGCAUCCGUCCGUCGUACAGUCCUACACGGCACCCGGAACGCAGCAGCCAUCCUACUGCCUGCAGAAUCUGCAACUCCUGCAGCUGCAGCUGCACCACGCACAACUGCAGCACUUAAGACACGCAACGCUACCGAGAUAAUAGCGGGCCUUGUGUAAUACGUCGUGCCGUAGCACGUGGCACGUGACACUGUCGUUUCACGCGCACGCACGCACGCACACGUCGAGAACACUACACGUUCUUCGUACAGGUUCGACCUUGGUUUUCAUUUCAGCUUCCUCGUUUUUUUAUUUUAUUUUAUACUACCUGACUAGGACAUCGAAUCGUCGUAAUUUCAGCAAUAACAUAUUCCCACCGACAAAAAGAUUUCCACAGUGAGCAUUAUUAUCAAAAAGAACCUUUAACAGCUCAUAUUUGAGAGUAAGGUAAUAAUAUCCAAAAUGUAGUUUUGAAAUAAUUCGAAAAUAUAGUCUUAAAGAUAAUAUCAAUGAUCAAUAAGUUCUCUGAUGCGUCGAUUUUAGAAGAAAAGGGACAUUUAUAUUCGAAAGAAUUCCUAAGUCUGACUCUUAGGCCUGUUUUGCAACAAUGUAGCUUAAUUUAAGACACAGUUUGAAUUACCUUCUAUCUUUUUCUAACUUUAAAAAUUAGAAAAAGGUCAAUAGUUAAAUUGAAUUUAAAGUUAUGCUACAAAUUAGUAAUUAACGACCUUUAGUAAGAUGCGAAUUUGACUAAUUAUUUCUAGAAAAGACACGGAGAAUUCUUGUAGAAGUUAAAGAAUUCUUCCAACAGGUUUCUCUCAGCAAUGCUCACUGUGGGUUGUAACACUAUCUCUUUUCAGUGAAUUUUAAGAUGAAUUUCAGAAUGCAUAAAAAUCAAGAGACCAUGGUUUUUACAUAAAUUCUAAUCAUUCGCAACAUUGAUUGAAAAGUAAUGUUAUCCAUAUUACGACGAAUUUGUUGUCUUUUAGCUUUUGAUUUCACGGCUUAUAAUUCUUUAGAUUUUAUUAUAGCUGAUUAUUCAUUUUCUUUGCAGUUUCUUUGAAAAAUCUGUUUUUUCCUUUUACAUAACUCGCGUUUUACAUAGCUUGCACCGAUUUUGCUUCAAUUUAACGGUACAAUAAUCGCGUGACCCAUGAUAAAUCCAUCCAAUGAUGCAAUCAUGUAACAAUAAUCCAAUUGAAUUAAUACAUUUUCAGCUACCUUUACAGGAAUGGCUACACC
Molecule: messenger RNA, 1482 nt
Organism: Monomorium pharaonis (pharaoh ant)
Lineage: Eukaryota; Metazoa; Arthropoda; Insecta; Hymenoptera; Formicidae
Exons: 1
Coding region: 20-403 (127 amino acids)
Source: RefSeq, a predicted model, not a curated record